Molecule: messenger RNA, 990 nt
Organism: Alternaria arbusti
Lineage: Eukaryota; Fungi; Ascomycota; Dothideomycetes; Pleosporales; Pleosporaceae
Exons: 3
Coding region: 1-990 (329 amino acids)
Source: RefSeq, a predicted model, not a curated record
AUGUAUCAAGCUAUCGAGACUGAAGACUUCAUCGGGAGCUAUCCUGCCACCGCUAAGUCGUCGCUCGAGAGUGGAAUAUGUAUGCUAGAAGAGCUGAUCAUGCAAGUUCAGAAGUCCAACAUCGCGCAAACCCGGAAGAAGAGAUUCAUCCCAGAGUCCAAGGGCUAUAUCGACAUCAUCAAGCGCGGAGAAGACGUUGUGCCCAUCACCGCUACCGAGUACGAACAGCGCAUCCAGCAGUCCACACCGACUUGGCAACACAACCUCAUCGUUUGCACCUCUACAGAAGCACGCGACUUACUCCAGCGCUCCACCCUCCAAAUCCCCCUCCUCGUCCCCUUGGAACUAACCAAUAGCCCGGAACCACACACCCUCUACUCUGCCCAACACUACGAAGCCGUCCUCAAAUUCCGCAAAGAUGCCUCAGCUGAAGCUUACAUGGACAUCCAAGACCUCACCUCCAAAAACAUAACCCGCCGGCUCACCAUCUCCACCGCCCUAAAACGCAUGUCCGACCCCACCGCUCUCCCGAUAAACCUGCUCGACAUCCGGCCCCUCGACAAUCUCACCGACUACAGCAUCCUAUCCGAAGCGACGGAAUACGGUGGCAUGUCCAACCACUCCGACCCGAACCCCAGUGAUCUCUCUAGUAAAACUGGUUUCGCUCUCUGGGGCAAACGAGGCGUCUGGUCUUUCCCUCACGUUGACGAGCACGGCCUGUACAUCGGUGUGUUGUGUGAGACUGGCUCGAAACUCUGGUUCACAUGGUCGCUUACACCCUCUGAACGCGAGGAAUGGGCUGUAUCGCGACAAGCAGGCAUCCAGUACGCGCCAAACAAACCCGGCUUCCCUAUUUACCUCAAGAAAGGGGAUUUACUACUUAUGCCACCAGGGACGGUGCACGCACCGCUGAGUCUGGAGGAUCAAGACGAUGGUGGAGACGGCGACGAGUGCGUUGCUGGAUUUGACGUUUCCGAUGUGUACGAAUGA